Messenger RNA from Chanos chanos (milkfish), 1782 nucleotides. It is a transcript of the gene chgb, whose product is annotated as chromogranin B. The transcript has 5 exons. The coding region runs from base 1 to 1782 and encodes 593 amino acids. The record is from RefSeq and is a predicted model, not a curated record. Lineage: Eukaryota; Metazoa; Chordata; Actinopteri; Gonorynchiformes; Chanidae. Gene Ontology annotation, cellular component: secretory granule.
AUGAGGUUUAUGUUUCUCCUUGUUGUGGCGGCAUCCUUCUUUCCAGACUAUCAGUCGUUUCCGGUGGGCAAAGAGGGAGGGAGAGAGGAUCUGCUUGCACAGUGUUUGGUACAGGUUCUCUCCAAGGCACUAUCCAAACCAGACGCCACACUGCUUCAUCCUGAAUGCAAAGAGAUUCUUAAAGCAGGUUCAAGUCACACUGUUCAUGUGAAAAAGAGUGAGGAAGAGAUACUACCACCAGAGGAAGAGGUGAAAAGACAUGAAGAUAAGGAAAACAAUGAAAGUGACAAGACAGAUGAGAAAAAGCGUGAAGAUUUAGACAACGAAAGAAGCCAGGAGGAAUUCCCAGAUUUUGAGCAGAAAAGACACCUGGAACUCACAAGCAAGGAGAAAAGAGAAGAUCCAGAGGAUGAAAGGAGUCAAGAGGAAUUCCCAAGCUACAUUAAAAAAAGGUAUAAUUUUCACUCUAACAAGAAGCGUGAGGACCCAGCUGAAGAAAGAAGCCAAGAAGAGUUUCCAUCAUUUGAAUACAAGCGACGAUAUCUUCUGACCAGCAAGGAGAAACGUGAAGAUCCAGAGGAUGAGCGAAGUCAGGAAGAAUUUCCAUCAUUUGAAUACAAGCGACGAUAUCUUCUGACCAGCAAGGAGAAACGUGAAGAUCCAGAGGAUGAGCGAAGUCAGGAAGAAUUUCCAUCAUUUGAAUACAAGCGACGAUAUCUUCUUACCAGCAAGGAAAAGCGUGAAGAUCCAGAAGAUGAACGAAGUCAGGAAGAAUUUCCAUCAUUUGAAUACAAGAGACGAUAUCUUCCUAUCAGCAAGGAAAAGCGUGAAGAUCCAGAAGACGAACGAAGUCAGGAAGAAUUCCCAAGCUUUGACGAGAAGAGGCAUCAUGAGGAUGGAGAUGAAUACAGUGAGGAGAGAGAGAAACGAAACUGGAGGCCAACACACAGAUACCAUCACAAAAAACUGGCUCACAAACGGGACGAGGACAGAGCAAACGAGGAAUCAGAAGAAGUGGACUCUUUAGAGAAGAGAUAUGAAGAAUCUGAGGAGGAGCAAGGAGGUGAAAGAGCCAAGCGAAUCUGGAAACCCACUCAUGGGUAUCACCACAAGACACACCACAAACGCAGUGAGUACUCCUCUGCGGAAGAUUCCGAGGAGCAGUCACCGGAGAAGAGAUCAGAGGAUUCAGAGGAAACAACGGUAAGUCAGAAAAGGACCUGGAAGCCCAAACACCAGUACCAGCAUAAGAGAUACCACAAAUGGGAUGAAGAUUCCUCACGGGAAGAGGACAGACAUAACCAGUCUGACGAAGAAGACAAGCACGAGAAACGACAUUCCAAGACUGAAGAGGAGGAGGUGAAGAAAAGAAACCAUAAUCCACCAGAGGAGCUGGAGGGGCAGCAGGAACGAGAGGAGGCACUGAGGUACCUGGCCAAAAGGAGAAAUGAACUUGAGGGCCGUUUGUUGAAAGAGGGUGAGGUUUAUGAUAAGCGUUCACCAUGGAUUUACAGAGGGUACUACCAUCCAGCCUGGUAUCGGAGGAGCCCAGAAGGCCAUGAGAGGGAUGGGGAGCACUCCUCCCAUAAGCUGGAGGAGCUUGCCAAACUCCUCAACAACAAGAGGGCCCAGCUGCCCCACUUGGCUGGACCUGAAGAGAAAAAAGGCUCUCUUCACCAGAGACCUCUUACUCCAAAUGAGGAGAAAGAACUGGAGAACCUUGCAGCAAUGGAUCUAGAACUGCAGCACAUCGCUGAGAAGAUUCACAAGAACCAAGAGUAG